AUGUUUUUACCAGCACCCAAUCAAAAUGUUACCAACCAAAGUUAUUCAGAUGUAUCAAGUGAUUCUGUCAAUUCCAUUGCUUGUAGACGUCGUCGUGGAUGUUGUGGUGGUAAGAACAUUGAUAUUGAUAUCGAUAUUGAUAUUUGUAUUGACAAUGCUUUUGGUGGUCGUGGUGCUCGUAAUGGAUGGUGGUAA
Messenger RNA from Cavenderia fasciculata, 195 nucleotides. RefSeq lists its product as uncharacterized. The transcript has a single exon. The record is from RefSeq and is a predicted model, not a curated record. The coding region runs from base 1 to 195 and encodes 64 amino acids. NCBI's taxonomy places the organism in Eukaryota, Evosea, Eumycetozoa, Acytosteliales, Cavenderiaceae.